Molecule: messenger RNA, 1029 nt
Organism: Microbotryum saponariae
Lineage: Eukaryota; Fungi; Basidiomycota; Microbotryomycetes; Microbotryales; Microbotryaceae
Source: the annotation of a GenBank genome assembly
AUGAAAGACUCGUCCUUGUCCUCGACCGAGCAGGCCGUCCUCGACGCGACCAGACGAGCGUCCAAACAGAGUCACAAACGGCGCCAUCACCAUCGGUCAUCUACCAAAGGAGCAGCACCUCCGCGUGAUCGAUCGGAAUCCCUGACCCCUCCCCGCUCAAGGGCGUCAACGUCCAAGCAUGCGCUCGAGCAUGACUUGCCCGACGACGGGGACGACUUUGAUCAAUCGUCCUUACCGCCUUCGCAAGCCUACAAGCGGUCGCGUUCUUACGACCAAGACGACGAAGAAGAACGUCGGUUCCAAGACAAACUCCGUUCGGCUGAACAUGAGGAUCAAGGCGUGGGUUAUUACGAGCAACUUCUGUACGAGAGGGAACUCGCGAGGAACGCCGCCAGCUUCCAUUAUGGGUCCUCGGUCCGAGCCGCGAUGGGUCAACCCGAGGCACAGAACGGCGCGACGUUGAUCAUGGACGAGGAGGAAUAUGCCGAGUACAUACGCGCGGGCAUGUGGCGCAUCCAGAACAAGGAGGAGAUCCUACGGCGCGAAAGGUUGGACAAGGCCAAGAAGGCUCAAGAAGAGAAGGACCGCAUCGAACGAGAGGCGUGUCAGAAAAAGGAGAAGGAACGGAUACGCAAGCUCGAGGAAAGGACGAUCAAGAAGGAUCAACAGAUGGAAAGGGACCAACGGGAAGCCUAUGCCGCCAAGUGGAGUAAAAUCACCGCGUCAUCGCCCGAGACCAACCUUCGGUUCAGCGAUAUCCCCUGGCCGAUCUUUCCUCACGUACCCUUCCCACCGCUGUCGUGGCCAUCGACGACCGACAUCACACCCCUGCAGGUCGAUAGGUUCCUCUUGUCCCACAUCAAGGACAAGGACUUACGCAAGUCGACGCUGAGGUCAGCUGUACUGGCUUAUCACCCUGAUCGUUUCUCUAGGUUGACGGCGAAAAUAAAAGACGAGGAUACCCGGGCUAGAGCGACGGAGCUGGGCUUGAGGAUUAGUCAGACGAUUAAUGACAUGCUGAAAAAGUAG